AUGCCGACACGACCACAGCAACAACAGUGGCACCUACUCCAGCCACCGCUGAAGCAACUUCCGCAGAUGCGCGAGGAUGGCGGCAUUGGUGGUGACUAUGACGACUCGCAAGCCUCCUCACCUUUUGCUUGCGGCACCUCGCCCUGGUCGUUGCGGACCUCGGCGUCCGCCAUGGCGGCGGUGAAUGACAGCCCCGACGAUGGCGGUGGUGCAGAGAUGACGAGCACCGGCGGCAGCGACGACGGGGACGACAGUGGAGGCAAUGGAAGAGGUGCUGCACUGCUAAAUUCAAAGAACUCGCAGCAACGCCAGCGGCAGUCCUGUCGUCACUCGCGCGUGAGCCCAUGCGUCAAGUCAACGCGCAAGGCGGCGGGCAGCGACCCGGUAUGCAUCUCGAGCAUGGAAAGCGGCCUCGGCCGCGCAGCAGCAGCGGCUGUCUUAUCCACCACCUCCUUAGUCAGACCUCUGCAAGCACCGGUGACGUCAACGUCUGCAGUGGCGAAGGACCAUGUCGCCUACUACAUCUCCCCCUCCUCGAAUCUCCGACCUGCCAAUGCCUGCAUCUCCGCGUCAGGGUCGCCGCGGGACACGUGUGCCUCGCGCAUUCUUUCCGACUCGAAGGGCAUCGAAGCCGGCACGCUGAGCAAUAAAAACAACCACAGCGGCUCUCCUCGGGCAGCAGCGCAUGCGGUGAUGCCAGGGAGUGAACUCUCAUCACAGGCGGUGCGGAUAAGCAACCACAGUGGCGGUGGUAGUGUUGGCGCGUUUGCCAUUCACGAUAGCGUUGAUGGCGAUGCGUGGCGGACAGAAGACUGCUGCACGCCGGAGACGGCGCUGAGGCUUGAUGGCGAAGGUGGGACGGGCGCGCACACGUCGCCGCCUUCUCCGGCCACCGCGGCGGCAAACACGACGCCGCUGACGUACGCUGCAGUCGCCUCCUCGCUGCACGGCAAACGACUACCACAAUCCCGCAUCGGCUUCAGCCAGUGGCGAAAGCGCGUCUGCUGUGGCAGCGCCUCUCUACCGAGCACCAUUGGUAGCACCAGCACCACGCCCGGCAUAACCUCCGACACAACGGCGAACACGACAGUCGCCGAAAGCACCGCGCAUGCGAGCCUUGAAGCUUCCCUAAAGAACAGGGUCCCCAGCACAUCGUCGUCGCUUACGAUCCCUUCGGUGGUCACGACGGCGAACCCGUCGCGUGCGACCGACAAGAGCACGCCGACAAGCUCACCGUACCUGGGCGGCGACGGCGAAGCGAGCUUCCCGAACAGCGACGAGCACUUUAGCACAAACGAGGGGCCACAGCAUCCGUCAGCGAACCUCAUGAUGCCUCCUUUGCCUCAGUCCGUACACCGCCACCAGCCGACGCACUUAAUUCUGCAGUUGCCCAACGCUCCGCUGUCACAGCAGCAACACAACGGCCCGGACUCGGAGGAGGAGGAGGACAUUGCAUACCCCGACUUUCCAUGCACUGCCGUCGCUCCUCGUGCAGCUGCAACAGCCAGCGAGCUGUCAUCGUCUGCGAAGCUUCCGGCGAAGAACCGCUGCGCCGUUACGGAAAGCGCGGCGCCAUCCCUUCUUCUCCCUGUAUCCGAAGGGACGCCGGUGACGAGGGUGCGCACGCCUGGCGCACCGAUGGCUGCACAGCAGUUGCUGCGCAUCCAGAGGCCACUGAUUACACCGUCACCUAUGGCGUUCACCCCCAUAGCCUCGGCCGCGGCAAGAGUGGCAGCCGGCAAAGGCACGCACCGGGCCGCAUCUACUGCUCCAUCCUUCAAUGCGGCUCAGAUACUACCCGGGCUCUUCCUGGGCUCCUACGCCGAAGCCACAGACACGGCGACGCUGGCGGCGCAUGGCGUCUCCCUAGUCAUUAACUGUGCCUUCGACUGCCCUGUGACGUCAGUAAUGGCAAACAACAACCAUCACGUCCGCUACGUCCAGUUCCUGCUACGCGACCAUUCUGAUGAGGUCAUCGCGCCCUUCUUCGCACCUGUCACCCGAAUCAUUCAUGAUCAGUUACACCGCCGACAAGUACACCAGCAGCGCAUGGCCCGCCGUACCGCGGCGAGCGCACCGAGUGCCGAUGCGAACAACACCGAGGAGCACCAAGUGCAGGACUGCAUGCUUUGGGCCUGGACAGAUGAGGGUGAGAACGUGUGGGCGGUCCCGCCGUCGCCUGUGACACCGUCAAUGUCGGUGAACGGGCAGCAAUCGUUCAAGGAGAGCAGGCGAGAGACUCCCCGCACACCGCCGUCGUUGCCGGGACUCGGUGAACGCCUUGGUGAGGGCGUCGAGCGCAGAAGAAUCACGGCCUCGUUCUCCGUGCCGGCGUUGUCGUCGUCCUCACCCACCAUCGUGGACCCACGCGACUGCGGUGGCGUGCUCGUGUGCUGUCGCAUGGGUGUAAGCCGCAGCGCCACCUUCGUCAUUGCCUAUCUCAUCCUCUACGGCUGCACGCUGGCGCCGCUAGACGACACCGCCUCACUAUUUGCGUCCUUCCUUGAGCGAGAGCGCCGCAUUAUCGAAGAGGCAGGCGGGGUGACGUCUUUCACCGACGACGAUAGCGGUGGUGUUCCCACAACAACGUCCACAGCCACGGAGAUCUCUGGACGCGGCAGCGGGAGCACCAACAAGCCUGCGCUGGCGUUCCCGUCCUUGUCAUUACCGCAGUCGCCUCCCAGCUCGGCGUCGGCGAACACGCCCUUCGCCCCGCGCGGAAGUCCGAAGUUGAAUGGCAGCCAGUCAUUCUUGCAGAGGCACUUUUCGACAAACUCUCCGUGGAUUCGCAGGCACUCCUCUACGAUGCCCGUGUCGUCGCCGCUCUCCUUCGGUGGCAACUGCUCGGGCGGCGGCUAUGCUGCCGGCCCUCUCACCACCCCUCUGAGUGGGAAUCCCUCCGCAAUGUCGCAGCAGCAGCGGCUCCACAUGGCGUCGCCCCCCACCCCGAUUGAGUUCGCCUCACGCAUGUGUCAGCCAUGCUACCUGAUGCAUCUGCGAGAGCGACGACUGCAGCAGGCGGCUCAGCGGCGAAUGCUUAUCAGCGGGCAACCGCAACAGCGGCUGAGAGAGCAGUCGGACGAAGAGCAUCAGAUGAGGAGGCACAUGUCGGCGAGGGAGUUAGGGAAGGAGUACGGACUGACGGGCGACAUUGCCGAUGGUUCGAACUUUGGCGAUAGCAGCAGCACGACCACAAUAAACAGCUGCGAUGACCUGCGCCCAGAGGAGCAGCAGUAUCAUUACAGUCGCUGUGUCGUCUCCGUAUUGCCGUCGUCGGCGCCGGUGGCCUCGCACCGCAGCGCGCGCGGGAGCUGUAGGAUGACACUGCUAGAGGCGGCCUAUGCCGACGAACAUACGCAGAAGGAGGACGGCGUGGAUGAGGAGAUGACUCCGCAACAACAGAAGUCCGAAGCGAUGUGGACGCCGCGACGGGGCGGUGCACGAAUGGCUAAUGAGCAGAGGCUUGAAAACCGUGCUGCGGGCAGUGCCACCACCACGCCAAGGGUGGAGAGAGCUACAACGCAGCAUCGAAACGCCUUUUCAACCCGCAAGGUGGGCAUUGCAGCCGAAGAAGCUGCCGCCACCACGCUUGGUAGCAGCGCCGUCGCCAGCAUGCGCCGAGGCCACAGUAAGAACGUGUACGGAACGCCUCUGCUGCCCGGUGAACAGCAGCACACGCUGUCGCGCUGCUCCUACGUGCCUCACUCCUUACAGACACCCAUGAAUGGCAGCAUCCACGGCGACCUGAACACCAGUAUAAACACUUUGCUAGGCUUCAGCUUUGCCAGCAGCGACGGCGGCAGCCCGGGCACCUUUGGGAGCGUGCCACCGGUGAUGACAUACCGCGACGCCUUCGAUGCAGUGAAGCGAAAGAAGACCGAUGUCAAUCCGAACAUCGGCUUCGUCUUGGCGCUGCGCGAGCUCGCCAGCGGCGGCGACUUCAGCUUCAGCAUGUCUUUCUAA
Messenger RNA from Leishmania braziliensis MHOM/BR/75/M2904, 3963 nucleotides. RefSeq names its product phophatase-like protein. Gene Ontology annotation, molecular function: MAP kinase tyrosine/serine/threonine phosphatase activity; protein tyrosine/threonine phosphatase activity. The record is from RefSeq and is a predicted model, not a curated record. The transcript has a single exon. Gene Ontology annotation, cellular component: cytoplasm. The coding region runs from base 1 to 3963 and encodes 1320 amino acids. NCBI's taxonomy places the organism in Eukaryota, Euglenozoa, Kinetoplastea, Trypanosomatida, Trypanosomatidae. Gene Ontology annotation, biological process: negative regulation of MAPK cascade; protein dephosphorylation.